Molecule: messenger RNA, 5767 nt
Organism: Magallana angulata
Lineage: Eukaryota; Metazoa; Mollusca; Bivalvia; Ostreida; Ostreidae
Product: rho GTPase-activating protein 26-like
Exons: 27
Coding region: 90-2567 (825 amino acids)
Biological process (GO): signal transduction
Cellular component (GO): cytoplasm
Molecular function (GO): protein binding; GTPase activator activity
Source: RefSeq, a predicted model, not a curated record
CAUAAACAGGAAGUCGUCCCGAUAUGAAAAUAGGCUGAGGGGUCUGUCAAAUAUUGAGUUUGCAACAUCGUGUAGAGAUAGAUGAAAUUAUGGGAUUGGAACCUUUGGAGUUUGCUGAAUGCUUGACAGACAGUCCUUCGUUCAGAGAAAAAUUGCAUGAUCAUGAAAAAGAGCUUGAGAGGACGAACAAGGCCAUCAAGUCUCUGGUCAAUGAUGGCAAGGAACUUGUCACUGCUGCAAAACAAAUGGGUAGGACAUGGCAGAGUUUUGCCCAGAAAAUGAUGGAUUUCAAUUUCGAAUGCAUUGGAGAAAAACUUACUGAUGAUGAAGAAAAAAUAGCUGGUUCCCUCAAAGAAUUUGGAAAGCUUAUUAUGGGAGUGGAAGAGGAGCGAGAUAGAAUGCUUGCCAAAGUAACAGACUUCUUUCAGCAGUUGGACAAAUUCAGAAAGGAGCAGAUCGGUUCAGUUAAGGAGGAGAAGAAAGCCUUUGAUCGACACACUGCCAAAAUCUGUCAGUCAUUGGAGAGAUAUCUUAACCUCAAGUCCAAAAUUAAUGACAAUACUCUACAAGAGGCUGAUGCAACCCUUGAAAUGGAAUUUAGAAACUUCAGAGAAUGUUCCAUGAAAUAUGUACUCAAAUUACAAGAAGUUCAAGAAAGAAAGAAAUUUGAUUUUGUAGAAACUAUUUUAGCCUUUAUGUACAGUUUGUUCACAUUUUAUCAUCAAGGAUUUGAUGCCAGCAAUGAGCUGAAAGAGUCUUCUAUGCACCUCCAGAAGAUACUUCAAAAGACCAGGGAGAGCUUUGAGAGUCAGAAGGAGUACACAGAGUCUCUGAUGUUCAAGAUGCUGGACAACCGGAUAGCAGUUUCGGAAGUGAAACCUCAUGGGCUGCUUAACCAGAGCAACAAAGGCUGUACAAAGGAAGGUUACCUUUACCUGAUGGAGAAAAAGGUGAUGGGUACUACCUGGACCAAACAUUACUGCUGGUACAAAAAAGAGGGCAAAGUAUUCCACAUGAUGCCAUAUAAUCAGGUCACAGGGAAACUGAGCCAACCAGUAACAGAAAAGUUUACCCUGAAAUCAUGCAUACGCCGGGCUUCCCAAAGUAUUGACAAAAGAUUCUGUUUUGAUAUCACAGUGGUGGAAAAGCCAGACACGCUGACAUUCCAAGCACUGUCGGAUGACGAUAGGAAGUUGUGGAUGGAUGCCAUGGAUGGCAGAGAACCAGUUUAUACAACUCCGAACACUUCCUCUGAAGACUCCUCCUUGGAUGACAUUGGAUUUGCCUUCAUCAAUAGAUGUAUACAAGCAGUAGAAACAAGAGGUCUGCAGGAGCAAGGCCUGUACAGAUUGGUUGGAGUGAACUCCAAAGUGAACAAACUCAUGUCACAAGGACUGGAUCCAAAAAGAAAAGACAAAAUUGACUUUUGUGACCCGAGUCAGGUUGAAAUCAAGACGAUUACAAGCGCUGUUAAAAAUUAUCUCCGAUCACUGCCAGAACCAUUAAUGACCUUCAAAUUACAUAAACCCUUGAUAGCAGCAGCUAAACAAGAAUCAAAGACCCUGCGUAUCCAUGACAUCCACACGCUCGUUCACAAACUGCCCGAGGCCAACUUUGAAAUGUUGGACCUGCUGAUUGGUCAUUUAAGAAAGGUAGCAGAGUUGAGUGAUAAGAACCUGAUGACUGUAGCCAACCUCGGUGUCUGCUUUGGUCCUACACUAAUGAGAGCAGAAGAAGAGUCUGUGGCAGCCAUUAUGGACAUCAAGUUUCUGAAUAUUAUAGUAGAAAUCCUCAUCAACAAUUAUGAAAAAAUCUUCAAAACACCACCUGAAGAUGCUGACCCGAGUGAAAUUCGUUGCCCCCUUCGUAGUGCCUCCCAACCAGUGACUGACAAAUUUACUCCGGGGGUCAAUCACACUUCAUUAGAUGUGUCUAGUCAAAACCCGCAGCCUGUGUACAUGAACAAAGCCCCAUCUCUCCCUCCCUAUGUCCACCAGAAACCUAAACUCCGAUCUGUCGAGAUUUACAACCCAGCCACAGAGCGCUUUGAGACCCACGGAAGUAGCAGUGAUAGCUCCGAGUCGCUGAACUCCAGCCUGUCCACUAGUGCCUCCGCUAUGUCCUCGCCCCUCCCUCAGUUUGACUCCCACAAAAAGCACGCGGCCCCGGCCGUCCCUGGAAACCCCCAGCUCAGCAAUGUUUCAGGAUUACCAAACAAGUUUAUGAAUGACAGCUCAGAUGCACCAACAUUAGACCAAGCCAUGCGAAGAUCCCUGUGGAUUUCAUCCAAAGUCAGCGUGUUUGAUAGGUCCUCUUCAUUGACGGGAAGUUUGUCUGGAAGUCUCCAAAUGGUGGGGAAUAACUCUAACAAUGCAAACAAAACAACCAAAAAACGGACGGCUAGGACACUGUACCAAUGCCAGGCAGACAAUGAAUCGGAGCUGUCCUUCGAGCCAAAUGUCAUCAUCACAAAUGUGAGAGAAUCCAAAGAGCCGGGGUGGUUGGAAGGAUCACUGAAUGGGAAGAGGGGCCUGAUUCCGUUGAACUAUGUGGAGUUUGUAGACUGACACACGUAGGCUCGGUGCCCUUGUGAUUUGACCACCAAAGAUGUGAUUUCCCGUGCUACAGAUGUACAAAUACAUACUGUAUAUACGUAUAUGUAGUACUUAUACACACUAUUUACAUACAUGUACUUCAUUGAUCUUUGAUGGUGAUGGAUUCUCCCAGUUGUGGGCACUGUGCUGGACAUGGUGGGGGGAGGAAACAACUUUGGAUCAUGUGACUUGUCAUGUGACAAGUUGAAAGGUCACAGUUUUUUUUGUGGACCUAAUUAAAGAUUGUUUUCAUUGGCAUGUACAUUUGAAUGCAAUAGUCAAUCCUGUGUGUGUUAUUCUGUACAGUAUUGUGUAAUUUGACUUUAAACCAUAUUUUUGAGCAUGUUAUACAUGUAUGUCUUAUUUAUGUGAAAAGUCUAGAAAUGUUGAUGGAAAUAGUUGGGGUUUUUUUUUUAUUAAUGAGUUUACUUAUGACUUUGUAAAAUAUUGAUAAUUUCCUCAUUCUUAUGAUGUAUUUUUAUUUUUCAAACAUACAGUACUUAGAAGAUAUGAAGUUGUGUUGGACACUGUUAGAGCCUUGACACAACAACAAUUAGUUAUUUUCACAGUCUGUCUCACUUUGCUCACAUUCCCUCUCUUGCAUCUUUAGUUGUAAACCUUCAGCAUUCACAAUGACUUUAGACUUUGAGUGGUUUCUUUGUCAUGCAAAACAGCACAGCAAUGUGCACCCGUUUUUACUGUCUCCUAGAAUUUCCUACACACCUUGUUUAUUUUUUUCUUCCUUGUCUGUAUAUAGGUUUUCAGUCAAAUUUACAUGUAAGUUGGAUGUAUAUUAUUACAUAAAACACAAGUGACCAGCACACUUUUACUUUAACAUAAAGUUUUUCAUUGAGCGAAAAGCACUCCAAGUAAUUUUUGUCUGAAAAAUUCUGAGAUGUUCUGAGCUAUUUUUUUUAUUUUAAUUCUCUGUUUUUGUAUUGACCAGUAUCCAUUAAUUGAACAACAUGGCUUCCUUUUAUUGGUUAUAUUGUUACUACUGUUUUCCUCAUUGCAUAAUAUGCUCUCAUACACAAUAUUGCAUGUUAUGUGUCACUGUAGUACAUUGAGAAUUGUGUAGAAAUUUGACUAUGUUGAUGAAAUUGUUGGUGAAAUGCUCCUAGUUAUUUUUUUGCAUGUACAUGUAUGAGUAAUCUAUGCAGUCAGUGUUGUAAGAUUUUGUUGGUGUUUUUUAAUUUUUUUUUUGCCAGGAUUUGGGUAAAGAAAUAGCUUUUAUUAGACAGACCCAGUAUAGUGAAAGUUUUUACGCAGUGUUUUUUGCUUUUUGUUUCCCUUACAGAACACAAAAUUCUGACAUUUACCAGGUUCUCUUCUUUCUGUCAUGAAUCUUGUUCAGAACCUUACAUGUUGAAUAACCAGUUCUUAUCAAGUGAAAGAAAACUAGUUCAUUUUUUUCUUACAACAAUUUUGUAUAGAAUAUAUACUUGUAUAUAAUAAAGUUGUUGAUAUUAUGAAUUGUUAAGCAAUUCAAUUCUGUAAACUAUUUAUUGGACUUAUGACCAAGUGCACCAUAUAGCAUAAUUUAAUAUCAAAUACGUAUGUACACACUUAGUUCAACUGCUCUCCAGUCACUUAUAUCAACGACUAAUAUAUUUAUUCAAUAAUUCUUGUGUAUUUUCAGCAUUCAUUCCCAAAUUUAUCAAUAUUACAUUUAUUUUUAUUGUGUAAUAUUUAUGUUUUUUACUUGAAAACAUGAUUUUUCUCAGGUUGAGAUUUUUUGACAAUUUUAUUUAUUGUAGCUAUAAGAAAAAAGAGCAGAUUCCAGGUUUUUUCCCUUGUGCAAUGUUUUGGCUUUCCGUACCCUCCUAUAGCUUGCCAUUCUGUGUCCAAGAUUUGUAUAUACAUGUAUGUAUUGUAAUAGAAUCAUGUUGGCAGAAAUCAAGUCUUCUUGUGUGUGCAAAUUUGGAUGUGGACCAUUUCAUAGGCCAUUGUUUUACGAUGGAAUGAGAAAACGUCACGUUGAAUAAGGUAAAAUGUUCGUUAACAGGUGUCAAGGAUUAAGAUUAUUAUUAUAAAGUGAUACAUGAAAAGUGUCAUUACACAGUCAGAUUGAUAUGUAAAGUAACUUUGAGAAUAUUUAUUAUAUCUUUCUGAUGUGUGUUCAGUGUUUUACUUGUAGUGUAUCAAGAGCAUGUAUGGCUUGUGUCAGCGUCUGUCAUUUUAAGAUGAAACGGGGGCCUCUUUGCUUAGAACUUUAGUCAGAUAAAGUAAUUCUUUUGACAUAGAAUUUAUGAAAAGUAUGCAUUUUCUUUUGAAAUUUUGACACCUACCAGUAGUAAUUUUCCUGAUAUGGAAUUCUCGACAUGAUUUUGUGAAUGAAAAUAGUUUUUUUUGUCAGGUUAAAUUUUUGCAAUUUCCUUAUGAUAAAGUUUGAGCAUGUAAUACAAGGAACUCUUGGUCAAAGUACUUUAUAUUGAUGCAGUUCGUGUAAAUGCAGUGAAAUUUAUGUAUUUUAAAAAUUAUGAAAGCAAAAGGUACUUACAUGUAUUUGCUUGUCAUACAAGAACAUGUUGACUGAAGAACAUAAAGUGUAACUAACGUUUGUUAUUCUGAUUUGAAUUUAAGUAACAGAGAUUGCUUCAUUGGUAUGACCAUAUGUGAAUUGUUAAUUUCAACAACGUUUUUAAGUGCACUGAUUAUGGAAUUUGCUUUAAUUAUGAUUAAGUGCUUUGGCAAAGUCUGCAUAGUUCAAUGCAUAAACAGUGGCUACACUCAUGGUGUUUAUUUUAGACAAGCCAUGCUUUCUAUGAUAACAUGUGAAGUAUAUUGAUGUAAACUUUCUCAAAAAAAUGUCUACUUCUUUUGUAAUAUGUAUCAUGACUUAAGGUAGGCUUGGGCUUUAGCUUUUUGAACUUAUGUGCAACAUGUACAAGAUUAGUGUUCUAUGUAAAACUUUCAUUAUUAAUUGCGGUGACAAAAUUUAUUGCCGUUUGAUGUAAUAAGUUGUGUGACAUGAUGCUGACACCGUGGUUUGUGACUCAUAAGGCACCAGUAUCAUCGUAUGGUAAAUGUUAAGGAACUUGAUUUUUUUGUUAUGAUUUGUGUUUGCAUUGUUACUGUUAUAUUUUGUAUGUACUUGUGGUACUUCACCAAGCGGUGGGUGUCUUUACAGAAUAGGAGAAAUAUUCUACCAAGAAUAAAACAGUAUAAAUACA